GAAAAUUGUAAAUAUACACAAAUUGGAUAGUCGAAGCUGUUUACAAACAGCUCCACAACUGGAUUAAAAGGAAAGAAACUUUGCAUUUUGUGUAGCCCCGAAUAAUACCAGCACGCCGACGAAGAAAUGGCGGGUAACUUCUGGCAAAGUUCUCAUCACCAGCAGUGGAUUCUGGACAAGCAGGACUUGAUACGGGAGCGUCAACACGACAUGAAGGCUCUGUCGGAGGAAGAGUAUCAGAAAAUCUUCAUGUUUUUCGCCAACAUCAUACAGGUGCUUGGUGAACAGCUUAAACUGCGCCAGCAAGUCAUCGCAACCGCAACGGUGUACUUUAAGCGCUUUUACGCGCGCAAUUCGCUAAAGUGCAUCGAUCCGCUGCUGCUCGCACCGACAUGCAUCCUGCUGGCGUCGAAGGUGGAGGAGUUUGGUGUUAUUUCCAACUCACGCCUUAUUACCACCUGCCAGACGGUCAUCAAGAACAAGUUCGGUUAUGCCUAUCAGCAGGAAUUCCCGUACCGCACCAAUCAUAUACUGGAGUGCGAGUUCUACCUGCUCGAAAACCUCGACUGCUGUCUGAUCGUGUACCAGCCGUACCGCCCGCUGCUCCAGCUGAUGCAGGACAUCGGGCAGGAAGAGCAACUGCUAACCCUUACCUGGCGGCUGAUCAACGACUCCCUACGGACGGACGUGAGCCUCCUUUAUCCACCGUAUCAGAUCGCCAUCGGAUGCUUGCAGAUCGCGUGUGUGAUUUUGCAGAAGGAACUCAAAUCCUGGUUUGCCGAACUGAACGUCGACAUGGACAAAGUGCAGGAGAUUGCACGGGCGAUCGUAAAUCUGUUCGAAGUGUGGAAGGGAUACGAUGAGAAGAAGGAAAUACAGGCACUGUUGGAGAAAAUGCCCAAACCCAAACCAGCCCCGCAACGGUGAAAUGACGGACAGGGGCAGAAAUACCGGAUGCACUACGAAAAAUCGUCACCUUUUGCGAUGUGAGCUGCAGUUGAUGAAGUCCCACAAAUGUUUGGUCUCUCGCGUAUACAGUAACCAGCAGAACUGAUUCCAUUUAAUUCUCUAGAUUAUAGACAUAUGUGAUUCGGCGACUUUCUAGACGACGCAGAGCAGCAUCUAAACGAAUAAUAAUUUAUUCAAUACUAU
Anopheles coustani is the source of this 1152-nucleotide messenger RNA. It is a transcript of the gene CycC, whose product is annotated as cyclin-C. Gene Ontology annotation, cellular component: nucleus; mediator complex. Gene Ontology annotation, biological process: positive regulation of transcription by RNA polymerase II. Lineage: Eukaryota; Metazoa; Arthropoda; Insecta; Diptera; Culicidae. Gene Ontology annotation, molecular function: cyclin-dependent protein serine/threonine kinase regulator activity. The coding region runs from base 127 to 927 and encodes 266 amino acids. The record is from RefSeq and is a predicted model, not a curated record. The transcript is spliced from 2 exons.